CUUGGCGGUCGCUUUCUCUCUGCCCCUCGUGAAGAUGGCUUCGCGCGUGGGACCUCGAGCCACGGGAACCGAUGGCAGCGACUUCCGGCACCGGGAGCGCGUGGCCGAGCAUUACCAAAUGAGUGUAUCUCUCAAAUCUGAGAUUAAGAAGUUGAUCUACAUGCAGGUGGGCCUGUGGCUGUUGGUGGCAGCACAGAUGUGCGUAGCUCACUUCAAACUUCUACCCCAUGACAAGGUGGCCAUGCCUUACCAGUGGGAGUACCCAUACUUGCUCAGUAUCAUCCCUUCCCUCUUUGGCCUCUUCUCCUUCCCCCGAAACAACAUCAGCUACUUGGUGAUCUCCAUGAUCAGCACCGGCCUCUUCUCGGUGGCGCCUCUCAUCUACGGCAGCAUGGAGAUGUUCCCGAUGGCUCAGCAGCUCUACCGCCACGGCAAAGCUUACCGUUUCAUCUUCGGCUUCUCUGCGGUCUCGGUCAUGUAUUUAUUGGUGGUGGUGGCGGUGCAAGUUCAUGGCUGGCAACUUUAUUAUAGCAAAAAGCUCUUGGACUCCUGGUUCACCAGCACUCAGGAGAAGAAGAAGAAGUAGUAAACAAAGGGGUUGGCAGCUGCAUGCAUCAACACUCGCUUUGGAUCGAGGGAUGGGGAAGAGGGAGAGGUCUCCUGAGGGAGAGGGAGUUGGUGCUCUUGGGUUUCUCUCACAUUCAUACUGAGCAAGUGGGAGAUCCAGGGGUUCCAGCUGCCUGAGUUGAACUGGGUUCGGUUGUUUUUCUGCUUGUGUGACUUACAACUGGGAGUUGUAGGCUUGGGUAGUCCCGCUUUGGAAGGGAUCCUUCCAAAGGAGAGGCAGUUGAUAUCCUUUAGAGCAGGGGUGUCAAACUCACGGCUCACGGGGCGGAAGCAUCACAUGCUGGCCACGCCCAACCCCCUUUUUAGUGAAGGGGGGGGGAAAUUGCGAUACGUCACAUGACGGCAACGUGUUUGACAGCCCUGUUUUAGAGAAAUGCUUUCCUCACUUGACUUAGGCAGAUGAGACUUGCUGGAGUCUCCUGUUGGUCUGAACGAACCAAUGUUGAGCUAUGCCACAUGCACUUUAAAAGAUUCACCUGUGCACUAUCUUGAAUUAAACUGUGAAUAAUUGGAUCCUAGUAGAAAUAGGAAAGCAGCACACAAGGCCAGGAACCCCCUCCCUCACUCCCCUUCCCCUCCCUCACUCCCUUCCUUGCUUCCCCCACUUCAGAAUAUUAUAUGAUCCAACCCAGUCAAAAGAUGUUUGUUGUGUGUGCUCAUGCUCCCAGGAGCAGCUACUUACCCUGGCGGUAAGAGCUGCCAAUUUUACUCUUUCUCCAGCCCUACCAACAUGGGAUUGGUAUAUGUCAAGCACUGAGGCCUCCCCUGCUGAAUUUCCCCUCAGCUUGACUUGCUGUCUUCCCCUGUAGGGCCCAACCAUGGAGGGCCCAACCACGUUCCAGGGACUGUUUGCCUUUUUUUAACAAGCUGUCUAGGUGUUCCAGGAAUGGCUGCCGCCACCCAUCUCUGCUCUCAUGCUUGUGAACCAAAUAAAGUGCUAUCUUAAAAGUCCUGCGCCAAGGUCUUUUAUGGAUUGGAAGUGGGUGGGUGAUGGCUGUGAUAGGCAGCUGAUAGCAGUUAUAUCAGUGUUUCUUAACCUUGGGUACUGUAAGGUGUGUGGACUUCAACUCCCAGAAUUCCACAGUCAGCCUAGCUGGCUGGGGAAUUCUGGGAAUUGAAGUCCUCACUUCUUAAACUGGCUAUGGUUGAGGAAAACCGAAGUGCAUGCAGCAUAUUUUUUUUCUUCCAUUCUAGCUUCCUAGCAGAUGGUCUUUAACUCAAGCUCUCGUUCAUUCUGGCAAUAGCCACUGGCCAUUAGGACCAAUAGGCAGCAAGAGCGCAAACAUUUCUCAAUUUGCAUUGUAUUAAGACAGCCCUUUUUUCUGCUGAGGGCUACAGGCAACCUGAUGGACAGAUGGGCAAUGGGAAAAACUAAAGUCAAAUUUAAGCAGAUUCUUUGCCCCCCUCUCUCUCUUCUCUUUCUCCCUGCUCAUCAGGUUGCCAGCUAAGGAGCAAAUAUUCAGGUGUAUCUGUCCAUACAUGUUUAAAAACAUGCCAUGCACAUCAGGGGUGGGUUCCUACCAGUUCGCACCAGUUCGGUAGAACCGUUUCGUCAAAUCUACCGAACCAGU
This is a messenger RNA of Thamnophis sirtalis, 2198 nucleotides long. It is a transcript of the gene JAGN1, whose product is annotated as jagunal vesicle mediated transporter 1. Gene Ontology annotation, cellular component: endoplasmic reticulum membrane. Gene Ontology annotation, biological process: granulocyte colony-stimulating factor signaling pathway; endoplasmic reticulum organization; vesicle-mediated transport. The record is from RefSeq and is a predicted model, not a curated record. NCBI's taxonomy places the organism in Eukaryota, Metazoa, Chordata, Lepidosauria, Squamata, Natricidae.